Messenger RNA from Penicillium olsonii, 1821 nucleotides. Lineage: Eukaryota; Fungi; Ascomycota; Eurotiomycetes; Eurotiales; Aspergillaceae. The record is from the annotation of a GenBank genome assembly.
AUGAGUCGGGCUCGGCGUCAGAUUCUCGGCGCCUUCUUUGGAGCUAUCGUAUUGUUUUUGUUCUACCUGCACUACCACGCAAACGAUGACCAAUUCCUUUUGUCCCGGCCCGCUUCAUCGCCGCAAUCCGAGGCACAGCAAGAUGAAAACCAAGUCCCAAAUGGGUUUCCCCCGAAACAAUCCGUGUGGAGGGGUCUUCCGUUGCGAUACCCAGUCACCGACAUGCAAAAAGUGCCCGCGAAAUCUCGAACCUUUCCCAGGAUCCAAACAGCAGACCAGGAAUACUCUUAUCUGAGAACCGAAAGCCAAAGAAAACGGCACUCAGCCGUGAAAGAGACAUUCCAGCGCUGCUGGAGGUCUUAUCGAUCUCUUGCUUGGGGAGCAGAUGGACUCACGCCCAUCAGCGGCCUUCCCACAAAUGACCGUGGAGGCUGGGGCGCGCGGCUACUGGAUAGUCUCGACACGCUGUGGAUCAUGGAGAUGUACGAAGAGUUUGAGGAGGCUGUCACUGCAAUUAUGGAAAUCAAUUUCGACGUCACAUCCUCGCCGGAAGUCAACACUCAUGAUCUCAACAUUCGCCUGCUGGGGGGUCUUCUGGCGGCAUAUGAUCUCAGCGAUGAUCCAAGAUUGAUGGUCAAAUGCGUCGAGCUGGGUGAUAUGCUUUAUGCGGCGUUUGAUACCCCUAAUAGAAUGCCUAUUAUUCAUUGGAACUCGCACAAGGCCUCUCAGCGGGAAGAGCAGUUGGCUGAAGAGAAUGUCCUUGUCGCUGAACUGGGAUCCUUUGCCCUGGAAUUUACGAGACUGUCCCAGAUCACUGGAGACUCGAAAUAUUUCCAUGCUGCCCAGAGAGUUAUGGAUGCAUUCGAUCUCCGACAGAGAUCUACCAAGCUGCCUGGUCUUUGGCCUGCAUAUAUGAACGCCAGAGAGCAGCUCUUCGAGGGUGAUGAAUACACACUCGGGGCUGCAGAAAAUUCUUUUUACAAAACUCUCCCACAAGCAUACGCAUUAACAGGCGGCCAGAUGCCAAUUAAUCGCAGGAUGUAUGAGAGCUUGACCCUUGCAACUGCAGGCCACAACCUCUUCCGACCAAUGAACCCCAACGAAGAAGACAUGCUCCUCCUAGGCACUGUUCGUGUCUUCAUGACACAAAACGGCAAGUCUCGAACACAUUUACAAUCCCAAGUACACUACCAAUCAUGCUUUGCGGGUGGACUGUUUGCGUUAGGCGGAGCUCUGUUCAACAUUCCCGCCCACAAGAGGAUCGCCCACAAGCUGGUUGACGGGUGCAUCUGGGCGCAUAAGACCAUGUCCCAUGGAAUCAUGCCCAAGGUCUUCGAUGCAGUUCCAUGUGCAUCACAGGGGCACUGCCCGUGGAACGAAUGGCAUUGGAAGCAGGAGGCUUGGAAGAAAGCCAACAGCCUCAAGCCUGAGCUUGCUUCGGAUUUCAAUAUCGAUACCUUCAUCAAGGAUCACCAUUUGCCCAAGGGGUUCAUUGAUAUCCCCGACACUGUAUCCGAACUGCGACCGGAGCUUAUUGAAAGUAUUUUUGUACUUUAUCGAAUCACUGGGCGUGAAGAUCUUCUCGAUGAAGCUUGGAGAAUAUUUCAAUCUUUCAAUAACGCUUCUGCGACCAAUUAUGGAAACGCAGCUAUUGUUGAUGUCACGUUUGAGGGUGGAAACCCAAUACUCAGCGACUCGGUGGAUACUUUUUGGAUGUCGGAGACCUUGAGAUAUUUCUAUCUCAUGUUCGGUCCCUGCGAUCUGGUCAGUUUGGAUGAUUUUGUUUUCAGUGCGGCUGGUCACCCCCUCAGACGCCCCUAA